AUGUCUUUGAAUGAACGGUCAAAGCGGACAAUUUGGGUUAUUCGACAUGGCGAACGAGCUGAUAACAUUGAUGAAACGUGGAAAGAUCAUGCGCCACGUGGUGCAUGGGACGAUCCACCACUAAGUAGAAUAUUCGUUGAACGAUUAAAAAUGCUUGAAAAAGACAAAUUAUUUAGUGAUCGAGGAAAACAUCAAGCACGAGAGUGUGGCAAGCGAUUGGAGACAGAGAAAAUCUCGGUCGUACUUUGUUCACCGUUUUUACGGUGUGUACAAACUGCAAGUGGAAUCCUUGAAGAACAUUCAUCAAAGUUGCCAUUAUUCAUUGAGCAAGGACUUUGUGAAACCCUAAACUGCUGCCAAUAUCCACCAGGAUGUUUGUCUACCAAGGAAUUAAGUGCACAAUUUCCAAUAAUUGAUUUGAAUUAUCAACCAGUAGUUGCUAAUCCUGGACCUGAAAAAGAUAUUAUUGCUUGCAAAGAUCGGUUAAUUAAAGUAAUUGACCAUGCAUUAAAAAAUUAUGGAAAUGAUAUACUUAUUGUAACGCAUGGAAGUCCAACAGCUAUGAUUCGUGAGAUAUUAAUUGGGGAAUGGCUUUAUGUUGGGCAGUGCACUAUCAGCAAGUUUGUAUCCGAUGAAAAUGGUAACUUCAAAGCGGUCAUGUCAAGUGAUUCUUCACAUCUUUCAGACCGAACUGUACUGAGAGAUAAUGAGUAUCAUCGCCCUCAAAGUUGA
This is a messenger RNA of Thelazia callipaeda (thelaziosis nematode), 732 nucleotides long. Lineage: Eukaryota; Metazoa; Nematoda; Chromadorea; Rhabditida; Thelaziidae. The record is from the annotation of a GenBank genome assembly.